Molecule: messenger RNA, 846 nt
Organism: Striga hermonthica
Lineage: Eukaryota; Viridiplantae; Streptophyta; Magnoliopsida; Lamiales; Orobanchaceae
Source: the annotation of a GenBank genome assembly
AUGGACGGUGGCGCCGCCGUGAAGAAUCUCCUGACCUUCGAUGAGGCGUGGCCAAUUUUGCAGAGGGAAGGAAUUGACAAGAUCAUUCACAGCAUCGAAACCGAGGGACAGCCCAUACGUCAGUGCUUCACUUCUGAAGAGUAUAUGCGUUUGUAUACAACUGUAUAUAAUGUGUGUUCCCCGAAUAAGUUAAGUCCCGAGGUCGACAAAAUGUACGAUCAAUACCGAAAGACGUUCGAGGACUACAUUUCUUCAAAGGUACUGCCUGCUUUGAGGGGAAAAGUAAAUGUCGAUCUGCUUAAGGAGUUACAGAGAAGGUGGAAGAAUCACAAAAUUAUGAAAAUGUGGUUAACGAGGUUUUUCCAUUUCAUCGCGAGAUACUACAUACCGUUCAGAAAGCUACCUUCACUUGAAGAAAUCAGCGACUCGGCAUUUUACAGUCUGGUGUACUGUGAAAUGAAAGAUCAAGUUAACGAUGCUAUAAUAUCAAUGAUUAACAAGGAGCGCGAAGGAGAGAGAAUUGAUCGGGCCUUGAUGAAGGAAAUACUCGAUAUUUAUGCAGAAAUAAGUGAGGGAUCAUCUAGAAAUUAUGGAGAAGAUAUUGAAAAGGCAAUAAUUGAAGCCACAAGCGCUUUCUAUUCUAGAAGCGCCUUAAACUGGACUACAAUCAUGUCCAAGGAGGAGUACACGCGUAAGGCCGAGGAAUGCUUACAACAGGAGAAAGAAAGAGUUUCAGAUUACAUGAAUGGGCUCAAAAGCAAAAACAAAGUAUUCGAGGCUGCACAAAAUGAAUUGCUCGACUCACGAGCAAGCAAUCUAGGAAAGAAAAAUGAAGCUACCUCAUGA